AUGGAGGAGAGAUGGCGGAAGCUCGCGCUGUUAGUCAAGACUUGGAAUGAUAUCUCGACGGCUCUGGUUUUCGUGUGCUGCGUUGUGACAAUCACAUCCUCACGCAUCUCAUCAAGGUGGCUCACGGAAGAUGAUCCCAGCAAGGAGUCCAUCAUGCGCUCCUUCUCCUUCGCCUACCCUGCGACAGGAGCUGCAGCGAUUUUCGAAGCCGCCAAUGUGUUCUGCACCGCUGGUCUGCGUGGUGGAAUGGUAAGUGGCGGCCCAUUCGCCACUGCAAUGCUCGUGACGUACAUCGUGCUCGCGAUCUCCUAUUUCAUGAUGCAUGUGUUUGGCGGCAUGAUGGUGCACACGGACGAGCUUUGCAUCGGAGGGCCUCGGCCGGUGUAUUCUAUUCGCUAUAUUCAGUGGUGCAUCAACGUCCCCAUGCUCAUGAUGGUGUCUGGAAACCCUCGUGGUUCAGCCAGUGCAGCCGAUGCAGCUUUUGAGACCUGGCUGCAAAACACCAGGCUUACUGAUCAUCGAAAGCUCGGGCAAGAACCACUUUGGUACCGAUUUCGAGAUGGACUUCGGGCCACUGUCUUGGCCACAAUGGAGGCCUUCAGACAGAUGCCGUUGGCAGCAUCGGCCAGGUUGACAUUCAUGUACAUCGUGGCCGCUUGGCUGGCUGUGGUUGUGGAGAGCCACUUUGCGAGGUGGGUGCUUAUAGCAGUUGCAUUCUCUGCAUACCUCGCGGCAUCGAUGGAACCGAUGUUGCUGUUCUUCCAGUAUCGGCGGCUGAACGUGCCCAGCAUGACUGACCUUCUGCUCGCAGGGCAGGUGCUAAUCUUCGGCUUCUAUGGGUGCAUAUACCUGGGCGCCGUCUUCGGUCUGAUCUCGAGUGCUUUGGAGCAGGCAGCUUACACUUAUUCCGACAUUCUGGCAAAGAUGACCCACUCUGUCAUCAUCCUGGCCUACCGGCGGACAGACGAGACGAUGCAGGCAGCUACGCUACGUGAUUUCGCUAUUUCAGCAGCAGCAGACCUGAAGCGGAUGAUCCGGGAGGCCAGCGUGCCUAUCUUCUCUGUGACCACGAGCCUCAAGAUCGAUGAGUGGAAUGGCUGCAUCUCGGAGUUGACGGGGGUGACACCGGAGUUGGCAAAGGGCAAGACGCUGACAGAGGUUUUUGCCGAAGGCAGAGAAAGUCAAUGGCAGCACUUCGCUGUGGAGCUUCUCAUGGGGGCUAUUGCCGACAAUGCUACUGGCAUUGCACAAUUCCAUUUCUCGAAGAUGGAGGAUGAAGCACAAGACUUCGUGAUCAUCGCGGCGAGUGCCAGGCCACUUCGAGAUAGACAUGGAGAGAUAUGCGGAGCAGUUUGCAUCGGUCAGGACGUCACAGAGCUCAUGCUGCAAAGGAAGGAGGCCCAAGCAUUAGCUGCUGGUCUGACGCAGCUCGUCGAGACUGCUCCUGUCCCAAUAUUCGAGGUCAAUCAAGACAUGAGGGUAACGGAGUGGAACUCCUGGCUGGUGCAGAAUAUUGGUCUCACCAAGGCCUAUGUUCUGGACGCCCACCUUUUUGACUUGCUGAGUCCUUCAAGCAGAAGGGUAACAGUCGAGGAGCUCGUUCAGACCGAGAAGUCGGACACAUUCGAGCUCACGCUGGAAGGAUCCUCCAAGCAGAUCACUCUUCGCAUGAAUGCCAUGCCACGGUUGAACCUCCGACAAGAAACUGUGGGAUUCGUCUUCGUGGGCCAGGACAUCACAGAGCUCAAGGACAUUGGUGAGUGGAAGUCUGCAAUGAUGGCGAUCAUCUCGCACGAGCUGAAGUCGCCCCUGCAUGGCAUCAUGGGCCUGAGUCAAGGGUUCAUCGUGGAUGAGGAUGUGGACAUGGGUCAAAAGCGGGCCAUGGUCAUGGUCAGCAACUGUGCGAAGCGACUCAUUGACAUUGUGAGCAACAUCAUGGAUGCUGCGGAGAUGAUAAACCAAAAAAACAGGCCUAUGGCCAGAGAUCCGGUGAUGAUCGAAAGUAUCAUUCGAGAGAUGGUGCUGCUAUGCCAGCAGGCAGUAGACAAACGAGGUUUGCCGGAGUGGAAGCCCUCUGUGAAGAUCAUCAAUACGAUUACCGAGCCUCUUCCCAUCAUUGAAGGGGACGCACAUCGAUGCGCUCAGCUGAUGCAUAACCUGAUUUCCAAUGCACUAAAGUUCACCCACAAAGGGUCCGUGACCAUCUCAGCUAGUCCCGAUGACGUGGAGAAGAUGGUGACCGUGGACGUGAAAGACACUGGCAUUGGCAUCUCUGCAAACAACUUAGACCGCAUCUUUGAGCCCUUCGAUCAGGAAGACCGCUGCCUGCCUCAACUUGAUGUCAGUCUUGGGGAUCCCACACAGUAA
Molecule: messenger RNA, 2367 nt
Organism: Symbiodinium necroappetens
Lineage: Eukaryota; Dinophyceae; Suessiales; Symbiodiniaceae
Source: the annotation of a GenBank genome assembly